Molecule: messenger RNA, 2673 nt
Organism: Entelurus aequoreus (snake pipefish)
Lineage: Eukaryota; Metazoa; Chordata; Actinopteri; Syngnathiformes; Syngnathidae
Product: proline-rich protein 36-like
Exons: 10
Coding region: 1-2673 (890 amino acids)
Source: RefSeq, a predicted model, not a curated record
AUGACGUACCAGAACAACAGUGAUACAGUAGAAGCAACAUUAACCCGGGAGCUUCAGUACCCUCCAGUUGUUACCAUCACCAGCCUGAAUGUCCCCCCCCCGCUUCCCUGCAUCUGUUUCUCUAUUUCCCAAUUACCAGAGGAGCUUUAUCCCGCUCCCAUCAUCCCUCUCCAAAACGGUCCCGGCUCGGCCCUUGUCUUCUCGCAUCCUCCUCAUGACUCCCUGAUUGAGACAGGAAUCAGACCCAACAACGCAACCAAGAGAGCCAACUGCGCCCUAGGCUGCCCAAGACCAAAGUGGUCGACCCAUGCUCACCCACCCAUGACUCCGCAAAACUCCUCCAUCCCGACGCCCAACGCCAGCCCCGCAUCCCCCUCCCCUCCUUUGCAUCCCCUCCGGUCUCUCCAUACAGACUCCGGGGUGAUUCCACGAAACUUGUCCAUCCCGACGCCCAACGCCAGCAAAGCAGGCCCCAGCCCUCCGGUCUCUCCACACAGACUCUGGUGUGACUCCAUGAAACUCCCCCAUCCCGAGCUCAACGCCAGCCUCGCAGCCCCCUCUCCUCCUUCACAUCCCCUCGAGUCUCUCCACGCAGACUCCGGCCCCGCAGCCCCCUCUCCUCCUUUGCAUCCCCUCCAGUCUCUCCAUGCAGAUUCCGGUGUGACUCCUCGAUACUCAUCCAUCCCGAAGCCCAACGCCAUCCCCGCAGGCCCCUCUCCUCCUUCGCAUCCCCUCCGGUCUCUCCACGCAGACUCCGGUGUGACUCCACGAAACUCGUCCAUACCGACGCCCAACGUCAGCCCCGCAGCCCCCUCUCCUCCUUUGCAUCCCCUCCAGUCUCUCCACGCAGAUUCCGGUGUGACUCCACGAAACUCGUCCAUCCCGACGCCCAACGCCAUCCCCGCAGCCUUCUCUCCUCCUUCGUAUCCCCUCCGGUCUCUCCAUGCAGACUCCGCCCCGCAGCCACCUCCCCUCCGGUCUCUCCACGCAGACUCUGGUGUGACUCCACGAUACUCGUCCAUCCCGACGCCCAACGCUAGCAACGCAUCCCCCUCUCCUCCUUCGCAUCCCCUCCGGUCUCUCCACGCAGACUCCGGUGUGACUCCACGAAACUUGUCCAUCCCGACGCCCAACGCCAGCAAAGCAUUCCCCAGCCCUCCGGUCUCUCCACACAGACUCUGGUGUGACUCCAUGAAACUCCCCCAUCCCGAGCUCAACGCCAGCCUCGCAGCCCUCCUCUCCUCCUUCGCAUCCCCUCGAAUCUCUCCACGCAGACUCCGGCUCCCUCCCCUCCGGUCUCUCCACACAGACUCCGGUGUGACUCCACGAAACUCGUCCAUCCCGACGCCCAACGCUAGCAACGCAUCCCCCUCCCCUUCGGUCUCUCCGUGCAGACUACGGUGUGACUCCAUGAAACUCUUCCAUUCCGACACCCAACGUCAGCCCCGCAGCCCCCUCUCCUCCUUUGCAUCCCCUCCAGUCUCUCCACGCAGACUCCGGUGUGACUCCACGAAACUCGUCCAUCCCGACGCCCAACGCCAUCCCCGCAGCCCCCUGUCCUCCUUCGUAUCCCCUCCGGUCUCUCCACGCAGACUCCGGUGUGACGCCAUGAAACUCGUCCAUCCCGACGCCCAACGCCAGGCCCCUCCCCUCCGAUCUCUCCAUGCAGACUCCGCCCCGCAGCCACCUCCCCUCCGGUCUCUCCACGCAGACUCUGGUGUGACUCCACGAUACUCGUCCAUCCCGAAGCCCAACGCCAUCCCCGCAGGCCCCUCUCCUCCUUCGCAUCCCCUCCGGUCUCUCCACGCAGACUCCGGUGUGACUCCACGAAACUCGUCCAUCCCGACGCCCAACGUCAGCCCCGCAGCCCCCUCUCCUCCUUUGCAUCCCCUCCAGUCUCUCCACGCAGAUUCCGGUGUGACUCCACGAAACUCGUCCAUCCCGACGCCCAACGCCAUCCCCGCAGCCUUCUCUCCUCCUUCGUAUCCCCUCCGGUCUCUCCACGCAGACUCCGCCCCGCAGCCACCUUCCCUCCGGUCUCUCCACGCAGACUCUGGUGUGACUCCACGAUACUCGUCCAUCCCGACGCCCAACGCCAGCCCCGCAGGCCCCUCUCCUCCUUCGCAUCCCCUCCGGUCUCUCCACGCAGACUCCGGUGUGACUCCACGAAACUCGUCCAUCCCGACGCCCAACGUCAGCCCCGCAGCCCCCUCUCCUCCUUUGCAUCCCCUCCAGUCUCUCCACGCAGAUUCCGGUGUGACUCCACGAAACUCGUGCAUCCCGACGCCCAACGCCAUCCCCGCAGCCCUCUCUCCUCCUUCGUAUCCCCUCCGGUCUCUCCACGCAGACUCCGCCCCGCAGCCACCUCCCCUCCGGUCUCUCCACGCAGACUCUGGUCUGACUCCACGAUACUCGUCCAUCCCGACGCCCAACGCCAGCCUCGCAGGCCCCUCUCCUCCUUCGCAUCCCCUCCGGUCUCUCCACGCAGACUCCGGUGUGAUGCCACGAAACUCGUCCAUCCUGACGCCCAACGCCAGCUCCGCAGCCCCCUCCCCUCCGGUCUCUCCACGCAGACUCUGUCUCUCCACGCCCCGUUGCGGUGUUGAGCUUAAUGAGCCCGCCUGGGUGAAGAGGUGGAAGCCUUUCAGCCCAGAGGACGCUGUCACAGAGUGA